Cydia fagiglandana is the source of this 2755-nucleotide messenger RNA. Its product is annotated as zinc finger protein 93-like. The transcript has 11 exons. Bases 62 to 1849 code for a protein of 595 amino acids. Lineage: Eukaryota; Metazoa; Arthropoda; Insecta; Lepidoptera; Tortricidae. The record is from RefSeq and is a predicted model, not a curated record.
ACCUUAAAUUGUGAAUUUUAUCACUAAAAUUGUAUUCCACUAUAUAUUUAUAGAGACUAAUAUGGAGGAUACACCAGAAAUUGCUUUAAAAACACUGUGUUGCACAUGCUUAAGUAACGACAGAAAGUUAUCCCAACUUUGCCGAAUAAAUGAUGGAGUAAACAACCUAUAUUCGCUUCUAUCAUACGACUCGGAAGCUUACAGAGAAGGAUUCUACAAGGAAGCUGCAAGCCUAUUCAUUUGUUGGGAGUGUGCAGCGAUUAUGCGGAGGAUUGCCCGCUUUAGACGGCAGGCUUGUGUGGCGCAGAAACAGCUGUCGGUUAUAGCUGAGGGUCGAGAUUUGAAAUCCAAAAGUUGCCUCUCCCGUCUUCUCUGCUGCCACAAACAUACCUAUGACUUCACUAUAAUCUCUGACAUACAAGAAACUGACAAUUUCAUAGACUGCGGCCCGGAAAUCAAGACUGAAACUGACAUGGAUGACAUACCAUUGUCAGAACUUGAUAACUGUAUGUCAGAUAAUGACUGCCAUAUUGAGGAAAAUUAUUUUAAAGAAAAGAAAAUUGAAGAAAAUAUUGAAGUUAUAACUAAAAGAAAGAAGUUAGAUGAAUGUCAGAUAAAUAAAGUUACAAAUAAAACACGCAAGAGAUUAAAAAAGGAAGAUUAUUUCAAUUAUAAGGAUUAUUUUGUUACAAAAGAAAUGAGUGAAGAGAAAAUGCUAGAGAGUAGGGAAAGAAGGAAAAUGGAGGAAAGUUUUGUUGCUGCGGCGUUCAAAUGUGAGUCUUGUGUGGAGGUAUUUAAGAGUCAGAUUAGCCUGGACCGACACAAUGAGGAUAAUCAUGUGGAGAAACCCGAUCAUGUCCAGUGCCUCAUCUGCCUAUCAUACCUAAAGAGCGAAAGCGCGGCCGCCCACAAGUCGGAGCACUGUUCGCAGCACUCCUGCCUUCUCUGCGACCAGAUCUGCUAUAGUACGCAGGAAAUGAACAAGCAUUUGAAGGUUCACAAGCAUGUGAAAAGGAAAAAGAUCGAGAGACCUGGCAAGAUAGGCAGUGGGGCGACGGGGCUGCCCGCAGAUGUGUACCCCUGCCCGGAGUGUAACAAGUAUUUCCGGAAUAAGAACCAGCGCUGGAAGCACGUUCAGCGCCACCACAGGGAGGGGUACACGUGCGCCACCUGCGGCAACAAGUUCGCCUUCAAGAACAACCUCGCCAGGCACCAACAGGUCCACCAGACGCCGCCUCCCCGCCAGCAGUGCCCCUCCUGCAACAAACUAGUCCGCGUCGACCUUCUCAAGAUCCACGCGAGGAUCCACCAGAAACGGGAGCAGUUCGAGUGCGUCGAAUGUGCUAAGAGCUUCGUCAGCCGAGCGUCGUACGUACAUCACCUCAAGUAUACACAAGCGCACGCGAAUAAGGACAUACUAAAGUACAAGUGCAGUGUGUGCGAGAAGGGGUACCGGUCCCGCGGGGAGCUGCGCGACCACGUCAACUACCAGCACAUCGGGCAGACGCAGCACAAGUGUCCCGUCUGCGGCAAGGCGCUGGCAACGCGCAGGUGCAUCACGCGGCACGUGCGGCGCGCGCACCACGGGCUCAAGGAGGGCCCGCGGGACAAGGUCUGCCAACAGUGCGGGAAGGCAUUCAGGGAUAAAAAAGGUCUCCGCGAGCACGAGUUCAUCCACACUGGCGAGCGGCCGCUGUCGUGCGAGCUGUGUGGAUGCACCUUUAGGCAGAGCGCCUCUCUCUACACGCACAAGAAGAGAGUGCACAAGAUAUGCCCUCCCAGGAGGACUGUGAGCGUGGUUGCACCUAAUGCUAGUGGGAAUACGGUCGAAAAUGCAACAACUGGCUAGAAAUAUCAUUUCUGUACACACACAGGCAGCGGCUGCUGUUGCGAGCUGUGUGGAUGCACCUUUAGGCAGAGCGCCUCUCUCUACACGCACAAGAAGAGAGUGCACAAGAUAUGCCCUGCCAGGCGGAAUGUCAGCGUGGUUGCACCUAAUGCUAGUGGGAAUACGGUCGAAAAUGCAACAACUGAGUAGAAAUAUCAUUUUUGUACACACACAGGCAGCGGGCGGUCGUGUGGGGUGUGUGGAUGCACCUUUAGGCAGAGCGCCUCUCUCUACACGCACAAGAAGAGAGUGCACAAGAUAUGCCCUCCCAGGAGGACUGUGAGCGUGGUUGCACCUAAUGCUAGUGGAAAUACGGUCCAAAAUGCAACAACUGAGUAGGAAUAUCAUUUUUAUACACACACAGGCAGCGGCUGCUGUGGCGAGGUGUGUGGAUGCACCUUUAGACAGAGCGCCUCUCUCUACUCUCACAAGAAGAGAGUGCACAAGAUAUGCCCUGCUAGGACUGUCAACGUGGUUGCACCUAAUGCUAGUGGAAAUACGGUCGAAAAUGCAACAACUGAGUAGAAAUAUAAUUUUUGUACACACACAGGCAGCGGCUGCUGUUGCGAGCUGUGUGGAUGCACCUUUAGGCAGAGCGCCUCUCUCUACUCUCACAAGAAGAGAGUGCACAAGAUAUGCCCUGCCAGGCGGACUGUCAACGUGGUUGCACCUAAUGCUAGUGGGAAUACGGUCCAAAAUGCAACUGAGUAGGAAAAAUCCUCUUUGUACGGUAUAUAUGAUGUAUAACAUUAUUUAAUUCAACUAAAUAUGUGACGUUCCACGGAAAAAGGUACCUUAGGGCGGCUGGCGCUUACGCCGCAUAGCGCCGCAAUAACAUCGGAGCGGCGUUAAUAAUAGCGUAAGCGC